Molecule: messenger RNA, 942 nt
Organism: Struthio camelus australis
Lineage: Eukaryota; Metazoa; Chordata; Aves; Struthioniformes; Struthionidae
Source: RefSeq, a predicted model, not a curated record
AUGGGGAUGACCCCCGCGCAGUUGCAGGACGUAGCCUCGGUGCGAGAGCUGUGCGUGAAGCGCUCAGAGCGCUCCCCUCCGGCCGGGGCACCGGCAUCCCUGGGGCGCCCCGGGGCCGGAGCUGCCUGCUUCCCUAAGGCGGUCAGCACGCACGUCUCGUCCAACGACUCGUGGGACUUUAAGCAGUCUACGCGCAACAUCUCCCCGACCAUCAACCAGGCGAACAUCGUGGACCUCCACCCGGCCUCGGUCUACAGCAUCCGCAUGUACUCCUUCAACAAGAUCGGGCGCAGCGAGCCCAGCAAGGAGCUCACCAUCAGCACACGAACUGGGGACGACAAAGCUACGAUCCCGGUGACGGACACCGAGUUCAGCCAGGCCGUGAACCCCCAGAGCUUCUGCACGGGCGUCUCGCUGCACCACCCCGCUCUGAUCCAGAACACGGGGCCCCUCAUCGACAUGUCGGACAUCCGCCCCGGCACCAGUAAGUCGCUGUGGCAGGAGGCGCACUACAGCGCCAGCCUCUCUCAGGACACAGACAAAGGGCGGAACAGCAUGGUGUCGACAGAAAGCGCAUCCUCCACCUACGAGGAGCUGGCCCGAGCCUAUGAACACGCCAAGCUGGAGGAGCAGCUUCAGCACGCCAAGUUUGAGAUCACCGAGUGCUUCAUCUCCGAUAGCUCCUCGGACCAGAUGACCACUGGAACGAACGAGAACGCCGACAGCAUGACGUCCAUGAGUACCCCCUCCGAGCCCGGCAUCUGCCGCUUCACAGCCUCUCCGCCCAAGCCCCAGGACAGCGACCGAGGCAAGAACGUGGCCGUGCCCAUCCCGCACAGAGCAAACAAGAGCGACUACUGCAACCUCCCGCUGUACGUGAAAUCGGAAGCCUUCUUCCGCAAGCCAGACAUGCACGACCCGUUUACAGCAAUUAACCUCUGA